GUUAGAUCGGACGGUCGUCGAGUCGGAUACCCACCACUAUCCCAGCACGCGGCCUGGGAGCCGCACGGCCGCAACCCACCACCACUCCCGAAGCUUCUCUCAUGGCGGCCAUGGCCGCGGCGGCGAAGCUCACGGCGGCCGCCUCCUCUCUCCUCCUCCGGCGCUCACCCUUGCUGCGGCCUCACGGUCUCCGACUCUCCCGCCGCUUCGCUCCCCAAAGAUUUGUGCGCCACAUUGCUUCAUCGACAAAUGAAGAAGCUGCUGCUAAAGCAGCAGCAGCAACAGCUGAUACUGGAGGACCGACCAUUUUUGACAAGAUCAUUGCAAAGGAAAUUCCUUCUAAUGUUGUCUAUGAGGAUGAGAAAGUGCUGGCAUUUAGAGAUAUUAAUCCACAAGCCCCUGUGCAUGUUCUAGUCAUCCCAAAGAUAAGAGAUGGGUUGACUGGACUAGACAAGGCUGAACCAAGGCAUGUCGAAAUUCUGGGCUAUCUUCUAUACGCCGCGAAAAUAGUGGCUGAGAAGGAAGGUAUAGCUGAAGGGUACCGUGUCGUCAUAAACAAUGGACCUAAAGGAUGUCAAUCAGUCUAUCACCUGCACUUGCAUGUACUAGGUGGAAGGCAGAUGAAAUGGCCUGCUGGCUAAUUAACCAAGUGGGAUGCUUUCUGUACUAUUGCCUAAGUUCUCUUGUAGUAAGACAAUAUGAUCGGUUGAAGUAAUACCCGCAUUGGUGAAUGGUGUUUUCUAUCCAUCUGUAACGUCUUUGUUGUCAAUGAUACCUUCACAACAGAGCCCGUGAGAAUGCUCAAAGAAUCUGUUAGUGAGAUUGUCUGGUCGUUCUGUAAUUACUUGAUUCGAGCCUCUAAAGUUUACAUAAUCGUUCGGCCACAAUAUUUAUUUGCAAUACGGAUCGAGGGUAAUAAGCUAGAUUCUUCGUGCUGUAAUGUAGUUUUGACUUUCUCAAGGCAAAACGAUCGAUUGAAUUGAAAGAACAGAGUUAUCGACUUGUCUAA
This is a messenger RNA of Oryza sativa Japonica Group (Japanese rice), 1009 nucleotides long. Its product is annotated as 14 kDa zinc-binding protein. Gene Ontology annotation, cellular component: cytoplasm. Gene Ontology annotation, biological process: purine ribonucleotide metabolic process; sulfur compound metabolic process. Lineage: Eukaryota; Viridiplantae; Streptophyta; Magnoliopsida; Poales; Poaceae. Gene Ontology annotation, molecular function: adenylylsulfatase activity. The record is from RefSeq and is a predicted model, not a curated record.